AUGCUGAGGCUUUUACUGCUGCCAGUGCUCUUGGCACCACCAACGACAGCGUCGUCUGUCGGCCACAUUCUGCACUUCUCGGACGUCCACUUGAACCUCUCCGACUCGUCCUCCGCGUCGGAAAAAGAGGACGGGCACGUUCGCUAUUUCGCGGACGCGCCGUUGACGCUCUUUGAGUCUGCGCUUCGUUAUGCCAAAGAACAGGUCGUGGCCGACCCGGAGCUCCUCCUGUACACGGGAGACCACGCUGUGCACGGGUCACUUGCAGAUCGAUACAUUGCCAACGUCGUCGAGACGAACGUGCGUGCGAUGGAGAGGUAUUACCCGUCAAAGCGUGGGGCGCUGGACGUUACGGCCGUCAUUGGCAAUGCAGACGGGAGCCCGGACUACCACAUGGAAGUGACGGACCCGAAGACAGAGACGAACCCGUCCAUUGAGCUCAUUUCACAUGCUUGGGACGACUUGCUCUCGGCUGGCAAUAUGGACUCACUGAACCGACGGGGGUACCUGAGCUACGCACUGAGCGACAGGCUCCAUGUAAUCACGCUGAAUACUGUGCCAUACUCACCAAAUCAUGUGCCGGACACAUCGAACCAGCCGGACCCGUUCGGGCAGUUUGCGUGGCUGGACAAGACGCUUGCAGAACUUCGAGGUGCCGGCAAGUCUGCGUACAUUGCUGGCCACAUUGCCCCAAUCGUAGACUCAUACGGAGGCGAUCCACAAUGGCACACGCACUACAUUGUCAAGUACAAGAGUAUCGUUGGCAAGUACGCCGAUGUGAUCAAAGCACAGUUCUUUGGCCACGUCCACAGUAUCGAGUUCCGUGCGCCUGUGAUGUCGCUCGACGGGGCUGGCGCUGAGAACGAUGCUUUCCAGCUGCUACCGCUGUAUAUUUCGGGCUCAAUCUCGCCACUUUUUGGCAACAACCCGUCGUUCAUGGUAUGGGAAUACGAUACCGAUACGCACGAGGUGUGUGACUAUGCCGUGUAUGGAUCAGACAUCAGCGACAGCCAACCUCAGCUCAACUGGAAGCUGCUGUUUAAGGCAAGCGACGCGUACGGGCUGAAAUCACUAUCGUUGACAGAGAUUUCGGCCUUUGUGCGACGUGCGGAACAAAACGCGAGCUUGGUGGAGGACUACUACUGGAACAUGAAGGCGCGUUCACCUAACGCUGGAGCUUGCAAGGACGCCGUCUGUCGUGCGAAGACAUUGUGCUCGCUCAAGUGGUGGACUACGAGGGGUGAGUACUUGGCCUGCUUGGACACUGUCCGAGCGACGAAGGCUGGUCACGUACUUCACCACGACGGUACGGAAGCAUCAGUCUCGGCUGCUAUCAUCGCGGAAGCUUCGUUGCGCGACUACGGGACGAAAGACGUGCUGAUGACGAUCAGCGCGACAGCAGUAGCAACCGUCGUCGCAGUAGUCUGCGUUACGUUGACCGUCUAUGCGCUGAGACGUCGUGGGAUCCUCAAAUACCCGAUGGCAUACGAGCCCGUGACCACGUUCUAG
Molecule: messenger RNA, 1509 nt
Organism: Hyaloperonospora brassicae
Lineage: Eukaryota; Oomycota; Peronosporomycetes; Peronosporales; Peronosporaceae
Source: the annotation of a GenBank genome assembly